Labrus bergylta (ballan wrasse) is the source of this 1949-nucleotide messenger RNA. RefSeq lists its product as uncharacterized. NCBI's taxonomy places the organism in Eukaryota, Metazoa, Chordata, Actinopteri, Labriformes, Labridae. The record is from RefSeq and is a predicted model, not a curated record.
GGUGAAUAAAAGUUAAAAAAAGAAAGGCUAUAUACUUAUAAAGUACAUCUUACUUUAUAAGAUGCUAACUUACACACAGACGCUAACUUCAAAGUGUUCAUAAUUACACGAUGUCUGAAUAGAUUCUAUGUUUGACUCUCGUUAUAAAUGUUGUUUGGAUUAACCAAUCACAGCUUCUGAAAACGAAUGUGUCAUACCUAGCAAUGAGGGUCCACCACGCCUCCUCACGAAGAUAAAAGUUUCUGUCCCCUCCUCGCUCAGAGUUGUUCUGAGAAUGUUCCUAAAUCAUUCCUAUAGGCUAAGACUCUCUGAGAGGAUUCUCAGGAUGUUUGUAAAUAUACGGGCCCGGGCAUUUUGUGCAGAAAAGUAGCCCAUCACAAAAGAGUUUUAGUUCCAACUCAUCAACACAUCUCAACUGCAUUCUGAGUAAAGGCUGAGAACAGACACACAUACAGAGCACGAUACAGCUAACCAAAACCCAUCACAGCAUCUACUUCCUGUGAGGAAACACUGAGUGGGCAGUCUGGGCAGGUUUCCUCUUAAGACUUCAAAUGCAUGUGAGCUACUCUACCAAUAACAGGUGCGAUGGAGAAUUUCUACAAACACACAGGCAUCAGGAAGACCUUUUCCCUGAUAUUUUACAUGGUCUGGAUUUCCUCACAAGCAGAAGGAAAGUUGGUUUUUGCUGAGGCUGGCCGGUCAGUGAACCUGCCGUGUAACAACAAGUCAAUCGGCCGUCCCACACAGCUAACAUGGAUGAUGAACGAGACUCAGCUCCUGUUCAGUUUCAUCCCAAAGCAACAGUUCCACAUGACUCCUGAAGCUCAGAUCCUGAACAUGAACAUGUCAGAUUCAGAGAGCAAGCUGUACGGACUGAUCAUAGAGAGAGCCCAGACGUCUCACACAGGAAACUACACCUGCAUGACCACCACACCGACGGGAGUUUGGGAACAGAAGUGGGAACUGAUCAUUACAGACCCUGUGGAAGUUAAACACUGGAAUAAGCUUGCGAUGGCAGCCACUGUGCCUUGUGUGUGUGGCCUGAUCUUUAUAAUAGCGUUGAUCAUUAUGCUGAAAGUCUGCAGAAAGGGUUCAGACACUUGUGUUCACUCUCUCCCUGCAGACAUGCAUGAGCAAACAGAGGAUAUCUAUGAAAAUUGCUUCGAGAGCCGUAGCAAAACCAGGGCUAACUGAUUCAAAGCACUGCCCGGAAAUGUAAAGGACAAGAGGAAUGUAAAAUUAGAAGUAAUAGGAAGACGUGUGAAACCGUGCACGAAAGCGGAAAUACACACCUGGACCUCAAUCAUGGUUAUUUCUGGUGUGCAGCAAAAACAAACUUGUUUGCAUUGCUUUUAUUUAAGAUUAUUAGUUUGGACUUUAUUUUAUAUUUCCUUUUUUUUUUUUUUUUUUUUACAUAAUUCUUCACUGCUCACUCAAUAAAUCUACUAUAUGUAACAAAGAAAAUAAUCUUUACUUAAAGCUGCAUAGAAACAUUUUCUGCCCAGUAUAACCAGUAUGACUCUUCUUCCUCUUGUUGAUAUUUUCUACUCCUUUAGUGUGUAGGUCGACACAUGUUCCACUGUGUCGACCUACAAGUUACUAACUAAGUCUUUCUGGAAUUUGUUUCUGAGCUGGUUUUUUUUUUUUUUUUUUUAGAUCUGUGGCUUUUUUUGAUACCUACUUCCCGUCAAACAGAUUAUUUAAAGGACAGUGACUGCCAGGCCAGAAAAAAAACCAGGGUUCAAACAGCCUCUAACUGCACUAAGAAAAAGUGCAGCUUUAAAGGAUAGGGGGAAGUUUUCCAGUCAGUGUUACUGUUGAUGUUUUUACCAGACAACUUUUUCAGUAUUAAAGAAACUUAUUCUUAAAUCGAGCGAAACGAUGUGGCAGAUAAAAAAAAAAGUGUAGUGAUCAAAAAUGAAUAAUAAAACUGUAAAGAUAUAAAAGUG